AUGACACUUCUCUCAAAUUCUUUACGCACCAGUCUGCUACUGGCUCAUGCAGUCUUGCCGGACGCCAGUCCGGGCCCUGGUCAAAUCAACUGGCUUCCUUGUUCCGAGUUCAAUAGCACUGAGCCGAUCCAAUGUGCAAACUUGACAGUCCCGCUAGACUACACCGAACUAGAGUUAAACAAGACGCUCCAGCAACAGCUUCUCCGGGUCCGCGCCCUUGGCCAACCCUCAAGGGGCAGCAUCUUGUUCAACUUUGGCGGACCCUCGGAAAAGCUCUCCUUUUUCAUGAAGAGCCCCAAAGUGUGGAGCACUUUGGGCGCCUCCAAUUUCCGGGCAAAGUCGUCCGACAACACCCUCGCCAGGUUAUGGGCUACAGCCAAGCUCUUUGCGGACAAGUGCUACAAGCGCAACGAAGAGAUUGGCGGGCUUGUCGGCAGCGCUUUCGAGGGACAUGAUGAAGAUCGCGGUUUGUAUGGAACCCUUUUGGGGCAAACGGCCGCGGCAAUGUUUCCCGGAAGAAUCGACAGAAUGGUGCUCGACGGGAACCUCAACCCUCACGAAUACUACCGAGGCUACGACUACGAGCAGUGGACCGACUCGGACAAGACCUUCAGCGCCACCCUCAUUGACGAUCUUAAUGACCGCCCCAUCCCCUUCAACGGCACUCUUAUCGGCUACGGCUACGUCAAAACUGGCUUCACGCAAAAUUGGAACAAGCUGGCCGCGACUUACGCCUCCAUCGGCGCUACUCCCGACGCGCAGAUGAGCAUCCGGUGCGGCGACAAGAUCGUUCGCAUGGAGACGCUGGACGCGUUCCUGCCCAUUGUAGAGCGGCAGUUCAGAACCAGUAGGGUCUUUGGCGACAUACAGACGGCGACAGAUAUGGUGUGCGCGCAGUGGCGGUUCCCCGCCAAGGGGCAGUACACUGGCGACUUCCGCUCCAAGACAAGGCAUCCCAUCCUGUUCAUCGAAAACACAGCGUUCACGCCGCUGGCCUCGGCGCAGAACGCCAGCGCCGGGUUCGAGGGUAGCAUUGUCCUCCAGACGAACGGCUAUGGUGUGGGUUCCUCCGGCCCGUCUGUCCAAGAUUGA
Messenger RNA from Colletotrichum graminicola M1.001, 1092 nucleotides. RefSeq names its product proteinase. Lineage: Eukaryota; Fungi; Ascomycota; Sordariomycetes; Glomerellales; Glomerellaceae. Bases 1 to 1092 code for a protein of 363 amino acids. The transcript is spliced from 6 exons. The record is from RefSeq and is a predicted model, not a curated record.